Messenger RNA from Amoebophrya sp. A25, 2444 nucleotides. The record is from the annotation of a GenBank genome assembly. NCBI's taxonomy places the organism in Eukaryota, Dinophyceae, Syndiniales, Amoebophryaceae.
GAGCAGGAGCAGGACCCGAGGUGAAAUGAACACGACAUUUUAAUCAAUGUAGUUGAGUGGAGGACUCACUGAUUGAAAUUAUCUACGACUCUACUUUUGGCCCCUCGUCGUGGUCUCAUUUCUGGUUUUUAGAAAUCCCCAGCAACGCCAAAAUGACAUCAACCACAACGACAAAAGCGCUCAAACCUCUUGAGCACUCUGUUGUGCCAGGACUGGCAGAGCACGUCGCUGGGCGCACCUAUGAGCAGGAGUUCGAACUCAAAAAGCAGUUUGUACAGGAGUACUUUCGAGAGGAACUUCUUGAUGGUACAGCUACAACAACUACAGCCAUAGCGGAACUGAAUGGUACAGUUUCUAAUGGGACAGCUUUCACGACACCUUCUUCUUCUACACCUUCGACACGUUCCACACCUUCGACACGUUCAAUCCCAAUAUGGGAAUUCCGAUCUCCAGAACGACAUUUCCGUUUUCGGACUCGCAUCUCCGUUCUGCACAAUGCGAAGAAGUACUGGGAAGAUCCACUGGCGAAGAAGUGGCUGCAAGCGGUUAAAGAGGAGGAUGCAGAAAGGAGAGGGAGAGUGGAAAAAGAGAUGGCGACCCAGGAGAACUGUGAGUUGCACUCCAAUCUUCUGGGUAUUGCGAACAGCCUUUUCAUUCUGUUUCAAGAUGUUGAAGAGCAUGUACAUGAAGACGUAGAAGCAAUGGCGAACACGACCUCCAGAAGUAGAAUCCUUCUCCGUUCUUGCCAGCCAGAACGCAUGCCUCUAGAAACCUUGUCACAAGGAAUAUUGGAACUGUUGAGAGACGAUGAGUUUUUGAACGGGCCUGUGCGUGAACUCAUGCGGAAGUCAACGUCUUCUUUUGGCUUUUCAGGGAUGAAACUGCACUCAACUAUGGUGCUCGAACGGGAAUUGAAAGCUCGUAGUCAAAGUGAACAGGGAGCAGCAGGUCAAGAAGCGGAAGCUCGACAAGGACAUUCAUCCACUUCAACAUCGGUGGGGUCUACUGUCUUACCACCACAAGGCUUGACCUGUCAGUUCAUAUUCAGUGACCCAAACUUGUAUGAAGACGAAAAAGUUGUGAAUUUACCGAACAUGGUACGUCAAUGGCCCUGGGUACGCUUCGUUGCGGCAGCAAAAGGGUGCGCAAAGAUGGCUGAGAUGAAGAUAGCAGAGACGCCUUCUGAUACUUGUUCUACCUGUACUUUCAGCACUAGCAGCCCCUCCAGCUUUACUUCCUGCUCAAGUGAUCAUCAUACACCUUCAACUGCUAGUAGUACUGUAAUCCAGCGUUGCACCAUCGACGAAAUGUUAGAAAUUUCGGGCCUACAGUGCAAUUAUCGCCAAGUCUUUGGGUCCUUUUCAAACCCGAAUCCUUAUAUUGCCUGUGCAACGGGAGAGUGGCUGCGAAGGGUUAUCAACAGUACAGAUAUGUGCGCGAAACAAGCCAAGAAGAAGAACACUCCUAACACUCCUCCAAGAACAACUCCGAGUAGUAGUAGUACAACCAGACGCGGAAACCUUUUAGAAUUAUACUGCGGUGUAGGUAGCCACACUGUCGUCCUCGGAGGGGGAGACCUUUUCGACAACAUAGUAGCAGUGGAACUAGAUCCUAAUUUGCACAAAAUGUUGUGCCAGAAUGUUGGGCGAAAUAGCGAUCGCUUGAAGCUAGCGGACGGACCACUCGCAGACGAAGUAAGGAUUGCAGAGAACGCUUACGCUACUGGUACUACUGGAGGAAAGUCGUCUCUGACUGCCGCAGCUGUUCACCACAACGAUACAGCAAGUACAACAGGCACAGGAAUCAGGGAGAAAAGAUUUGAAGACGGAAUCUACUAUGUAGAACAAGGUGGAAAGGCAACCAUUGACGAGGCAGAGGCAACUGCAGGAGAUGAAGCAACAACGACCAAAAUCGAACCAUCGCGUCCUGAUAGUGCCAGAACGACAGCCUCUAGUGGUUCUACGCCGUCCUCCAGUUCACGCUCAGACUCCGACUCCCCUGGUGCUCAUAGCCAAAAAACAGCAAGCGACACAAGAACCACCGUUCACGCGAUUCGUGCUGCUUCUGCGAAGUUUGCACGAUCGGUAAUGAAAACCAAAUGCUAUAAAGUCAAAGACACGACUAUCCCUCUAGACUACCUCCUAGUCGACCCUCCCAGAGAAGGGUUAGACGAAAUCACGCUAAAACUAGCAGCCCAAUUCGAUCACAUCUUGUACAUUAGCUGCUCUCCGACUAGUCUUAGACGCGAUCUAGAUCGCUUGAAAUCUACUCAUGUAGCAUUUGAGUGGAGUAUUUUGGAUCAUUUUCCUUUUACAGCGCACAUAGAGAAUGGAGUCCAUCUGGUCAGGAGAAGACAAGAAGAGGUGGUGAAUUGACGACACUGCUAUGCUUUGCGCGGCUACCCUAAUAUUUCAAAAUGUAGUUGAAAGAACGCUAAAUGAAAU